AAAAUGAUGCGUAGGGGAGGGGAGUUUGUUUAUAAUCGUAUUUAUUCUAUUCUGUUAUACAGAGAUCUAGAGUAGAUCUAGCUAUAGAGUCUACAUCUAGCUUUCAAAUGCAUUUACCAAAAUGAUUCCUUGGUAUCUGCUAAAAUUCUAUGCCCAGAGACAUUCGAAAUUCACAGCAUCUUGCAUAGUUCUUUUAAUCAUUAAUUUAUUAUUUUACAACCUCUUUCACAUUUUUCUGAUAUUAUGGGUGUUUAUAAUCGGAGUUAUUUUUGCUUAUAGCUUACUUAGCCCAAUCUCAGUAUUACCAAAUUUACUUCCAAUCUACUCAAAAAAAUCGAAGCACAAAAAUCUUGGCGAUGAUGAGUUGACACUAAUGAAAACAGUUUGCACAGUGUGUGGUUUACGCAGAUGUCCACGGCACAGGCCUGAGUUGAACAUUUUAGCCUUUCAGCCUUGGACAAACUUAGAUAUACACAAGAGUGUGGAUGACGCACUACAUGAGUUUUUCAACAUUGUACUCAAAGAGUUUGUUUACACCUGGUACAGAGAACUAUCUGAAGAUGAGGAAUUUGUGGAUGAACUGAGAACAAAUUUUAGAUUUCUAGCAUCUGUCAUGUUUAGGAGGAUGAAAAAGUUGGAUGUCCCAGAGCUUGUCACAAAAAGGUUGCUUCGUGCUAGUGUGCAGCAUAUAGACUUGUGUGUCCAGGCUUACAAGGAAGCUGACUAUAAAGGGGACAUCCAGCAAAUUGUUUUGGACUUUAUGGGCUCCAAUGUUCACUGUGCAAUGUGGAGUCGAAAAGCUGAGCUGGAAUACUUGAGGAGGCUUGUGGAAUCUUUGUUUCCUUACAUCCUUCGGCCUCAGGCUCUUAACUCUAGCGCUUGCUUUACUGAAGCAGAUGAUUAUGACAUGGACAAUUUUGUCCCUGUGUUGAAGAGUACUUGUGCUUUGGUGAGAGAGCUGUUGGCAGGAGCUGUCUUAUUGCCAACUCUAGAUGCCAUAGCUAAUCCUGAUUUAAUCAACAAUUUACUUCUAGUCUUUUUUGAUAAAACGCCUCCACCUCAAGCUACUGAACCACCUUCUCCAAUGGUGCCAUUUCUAGGUCAGUUCAGUCAGGCCAGGGCUCGCAACCAGUCAUGUUUGCGUCUGGAAUUAAAAGAUGUGAUCAACCCAGAAUGCCCAGAACUAUUGUAUCCCUUCAUGCAGUUCCUGAAGAGUGAGGCAGCGGUCAAUGUUUUACAGUUUUGUUUAGCUUGCAGUGAUUUCAAUCGCCGUAUAUUAAAUCCUGAUGCUUCCCAGAGUGAAUUUUCAGAUCUGCAUAGUACAGUCAAAGAUUUAUAUAAUGUCUACUGUGCACCUAAUGCCUUGGACCGAAUCAAAUUUGAUGAUGAUAUUGUAGAAACAUUACGUGAAGUUGUGGAAGGUCCCCCAGAUCAGGUGAUUAAACUACGGACAUCAGCGCCUUUGUUUAAAGCCUAUGAACAUGCCUACAAUCUUCUAGAAAACAAUUUCCUCCCAAUGUUCCAUCAAAGUGACGAUUAUUACAGUAUGAUAUGUGGGGACAGACCGAAUGCACUGUUGACUAAACAAAUGUCAAGUUUCUUUGGUGGUAAACUGAACAGUCUUAGAUUCUACCUGUCACUUGUCAAAUCUUUCAUGCAAACUAAGAAAAAAGAUUUCACAUUAGCUCAGUUCGGAAAUAAGCUGAAAGAUGUUUUCAAGUCUGCAGAUGAAAGAUUGUCAAAUAACAUCGAACCAGCUUUAGAUGGGAUGUCCUUAAAUUCAGUUUCUCAGCCAUCUGUAUGUGUUGAAGAGGAACUUGAGGAUUCAAGCUUAGACUGUGAUCACUCCAUGCAUGACCUCAGCUCCUGGAGGGUUACUAUACCCAGAAUAGGUGCAAGGCCAGACCCAGAAAACCCUAGAAAACAGUAUUUUGUUUUCAUCAUUGAUAUUAGGAGGCUAGAUGUGGAGGAAGGUGAAGAAAGAAAGCAGCAAUGGACUGUGGCCAGGAGAUAUGCAGAGUUUUAUGUUCUGGAGCAGAAGUUGACAGAAUUCCAUGGUGAACUGUUAGAAUGUCAACUUCCAGCCAAGAAAUCUUUUGGAACAAACAAACAUGAUUUUACAGAAGGAAAAAAAUCAGACUUUGAGAAUUAUUUACAGAAACUGCUGACCAAGCCACACUUAAGAAACAGUGAACUACUGUACCAGUUUCUGACUUCAGAGCAUGAGUUCUCCACCAGCUUUUUACCUGGGAUUAAAUUAGGAAAAUUUGUUAAAACAAAACUUGUUAAAGAGAAAGGACAGCAUUUGGAUGAGUUUUUGGUGACGUUUGCAACAUCAACAGAAGCUUCAAAACCAAAGUCCAGCAAACUGUCCCGUCGUGGCUCAGAUACUUCCCUCAUGUCAACAUCCAGUGACAAGUUGUCAGGUACACACUUUGACAACAAUAUGAACUUUGGGUUCCAGCCACCCAGUUCAAAGCGAGAUCUACCUCACCAGGUCAAGGACAUUGAUGGUGCCUUUGAUUACCUUUUAUUUUUAUUAAAAAAUGUGUUCAGAGCUCCUGAGUGGUUCAUGGGGCUGAUGUUCAGCGCUAGAAUUUUGUUGAAGGAGACUGUAGAGAACUAUCUAGACUACCACAUAGAAUACAAGUUGAGUCAGGUGACUCAGGAACAUAGACUUGUUGGAUUGGUGAAUUUGUUGAAAGAAAUUCUUUUCUUUGAUGAUGACCCACCAAGAAGUGAUGAAGAUAAGAGAAUCAGAUAUGCUUCAGCUUACAAAGAGUUAUUGGACUUUCUGCCAGAUGUACUGCACACUGCCCUUGGCAACUCCAACACAAGAGAAGGCUGCGAACUGCUACUACAGAUAUUCCAGCAGCCAAAACUCAACAAACAGCUGAGUUAUGUGCUCUUAGAUAUUGUAGUACAAGAACUGUUCCCAGAGCUCAAAUAAAAAUGGCGGCAAGCUGAGUUAAGAUGGGAAAACUUUUACAUUGAAUAAAAUGCUGGAAGCACACACACUUAUGAAGUUGUGUAUCUCUUAGUGAGCUGUGAAUUCCUCAUAUAAAUUCAAUGAACUCUACUGUGACAACUGCAGCAAAGGCAACAGGAUGGAGACUUAACUCUUAAUCACCGGAGACAAACUUGAUGCACUAUAUCAUUCUUUCUAAUUCUGCACACAUUUUAAUUUGUUCAAGGCUUAUGUGUUUGUGGCUGUGUCAUUGCAAUUAUAACGUAUUGACUGAUAUUGUUAAGAAAUCAAAGUUUUACUAAGUACAUUCAAAUUCAUUGAAUACUUUGCAAGUCUUUAAAUACAGUAGGAGAAAUUUUUUCCCAUAAAUUAUUGAUCAAAUUAUGCAAAGUUCUGGGUGAUUUGGAUCAUAUUUGAUCCACUUGAGUAACAAAAUGUUCAAGUGUUCUAAAAAUAUUUGUAGUGAAACGGAUUCACAGAACCCAAACAACUGGGUCUGAAAAGUUGGAGAUAAACCAAAGAAAUAGUGAAACUGACUCUUUGGAAGACCAAGUUUUACAAAGAUUCACAGGAAUGUAAUUCUAGUCUAUAAGAGAUAUCUUACGGGAUAACAAAUCGUUACCAGUCUAUAAAGUUGUACGGACAUGUAUGUGUGUGUUUGUGUGUGUAUACGAUAAAUGCAAGAACACGGAGGGUGGAUGCCCCAUUUUUUUUUUUUUUUCCUUAGUUUAUUUUCAAUUUCUGAUGUCAUCAAAUUUCAUCUUUAUUUAUAUUUCACAGAUUUAUUUUUCAAAGAUUUUUACACACUUGUUCUAUUUUAGUGACACCUAAACUUUUGUGAACUAUUUAUUACUAUGGCUCUGUUGUUCCGUUGUGAUCUAUUAUUUGCUACUGUUGCUUCGUGUCUUAUUGCUACUUAGUCUAGACAUUGAUUCAAUGCAUUUGCCAGCCUGUGUUGAUGUGUACAUAAUUGUUGUGAUAUUUCUUUUGAGUCAAUUGUGUUCACACUGCCAAUUUGGCCACAAACACAGCAAUUUUCUGGCCAGUUUUCUAAUUGCUUUUGUCAUUGUAUAAUACUUUGUGAAGUUGUUGUUUUUUUUGGCUUGUCUUGGUCAAUACAUUUUAAGGAUAAGGCUGUAAAUAAGACAUAAAAAUAUAAUCCAAUUAGUUAGUGACACAAUUUAUUUAUUUUGUGAUAUAUCUGUCUGAGAUUUUAAAUGAUUUUAGUUCCUGCCCAAUAGUUGCAUUGUGGGUGUUCUAGUAUGAGCGGGUUUAUGUCAACAAAUAAUACUCGUGUAUUCUUAUUAUUACAUCAAAAACAAGACAUCAGGGGGCAUACACCUAAAAAAAAUGAACAGAUUUCUACAUUUUUCCAUUCGGAUAUUAAUUUUGCUGUUGUUUUUUUUUAAGUGUGUCAUUUAAGUAUUUAUUUGGGGGCGGG
Biomphalaria glabrata is the source of this 4409-nucleotide messenger RNA. Its product is annotated as sorting nexin-14-like. Gene Ontology annotation, biological process: autophagosome maturation. Gene Ontology annotation, cellular component: late endosome. The record is from RefSeq and is a predicted model, not a curated record. The transcript has 36 exons. The coding region runs from base 122 to 2950 and encodes 942 amino acids. Gene Ontology annotation, molecular function: phosphatidylinositol binding. NCBI's taxonomy places the organism in Eukaryota, Metazoa, Mollusca, Gastropoda, Planorbidae.